AUGGCAGACAUUUUGGUUUUUCCGCCAACCCACCUUGAUGACUUCCUUCAGUACUUGCCUCUUGCCUGUGUCCACAGCGUAAAGGCGACCGCCCAAAGACUUGCCCAGGAAGGCGAACUCCAUGUAAAGAGAAGAUGCCAAAGGGUACUAGAGAAGCUGGUUCCAGACCACGUGGCCAGAGAUCACUUCCGAGAACUUUUCGGAUGCUGUGACGACCAGCAUCUCCUUUGCAUGCGACAGUGGCUGGUCAGUGUGGACAACUCGACCCAGUUCAGUCAGUGGCGAACUCAAACAGCUGUGGCCCGUCUGAUGACCGGUGUCAGUCUGGAUGGAGCCGAUUUGUUUGCAGCUGUCAAAAGAGCCUUUCUCGCAAGCCAAGUGCCACGGCUUGCGGGCAAUCCAGCUGUGAUUCUGUGGAUGCAUGUCCUGGGUGCUCUUGAAGAACAAGACCCAAUCCAAUCGAAACUAUUGGCAUGCGAUGCUUGGGAGAGUCUUGCUGGGCAGGUAAGCCAAGAGAACUUCAUAUGGGUAGCUCAGACGGCACACUUUGUCAACGCAAUCGACGAGUUGGAUCGUUGGAUGGUCGUUGCCGGAGGCCCCUCACUCACCCAGCUGCUCAAGUGGUUCAAGAUCUUGGAGCAACAGCUGCAAGAUUCUCCGGUCAGCGGAAGAUACGGCCCCGCAGGCGAUUCCUCGCAGCUUCGAUCCAGGCACUUGGCAAAGAUGAUGCAGAAGCUGAAGGAUCUGGAUCAUCUGGAUGCCAACUUUGACUGA
Symbiodinium natans is the source of this 774-nucleotide messenger RNA. The record is from the annotation of a GenBank genome assembly. NCBI's taxonomy places the organism in Eukaryota, Dinophyceae, Suessiales, Symbiodiniaceae.